Messenger RNA from Symbiodinium pilosum, 2742 nucleotides. NCBI's taxonomy places the organism in Eukaryota, Dinophyceae, Suessiales, Symbiodiniaceae. The record is from the annotation of a GenBank genome assembly.
AUGGAACAGCCUUCUUCUUCGGGUGCCUCAACUUCGGCAAGUCCAAGUCCUGCACUUUCUGCUACAACAUGGACGAAGGACUGGAUCUUUGGCGCCGCAAGCGCCAAGGUGGAUCGCAGUGAUUGCCGCCUCCCGAUUUGGGAGAACGAGAUUUCACCCUCGCUGGCUGGUCGAGCUUACGUGGCCGAGGGCGGGGAUUGCAAGAAUCCGGACUCGAUCGAUGAGAUCAAUGAAGCCCCUUUGAAUUCGCAGAACGCAGACUUUGACGAAGCACUGGCUGGUACCACUUUGGACCGGCACCUUCUUGAAGACCGAGACGGUCAUAUCAUCGAGGCCCGCGUGGCUCUCUUGGACACGGCGUGCACGGCCUGCCUUCACUCAAAGAAAUGGAGACAAGCCUGCAGCUUGACACUUCCGCCUGGAUACCAGUGCACCGCCACUAGCUCCAAGAAGACCUUUCAUUUCGCCAAUGGCGAUAGUGAGAGUCGAAUGGUGGUAUGGCGCAUACCAAUCUUUCUCCAAGGCGUGGCCGGUGAGGUGCACUCUGCCGAGCUCGACACGGGGGCCACUCCACUUCUCUUCCCGAUUCCGGCGAUGCAGGCUUUGGACAUGGCGCUCUACAUGAAGGACCUGAAGGUUGGCGUCCGAACCCUCGACCUCGAGAUGCCCAUGCAGGUCACACGUUCCAAGCACAUUGCCCUGGACAUCGCUUUUGACCCGUCGUUUGGUGCGCGAGAAGAUCGGCAAGCAGGUGGUCAGCCACGGGCGCGUUCCGAUGCAGGAGACUUCGUGGCCUACUUUGUGGACGAGGCGCGGCUGCCAAUACUUCACCAAUGCGCGCCACCGGUGGAAGCCCAAGCUUUCUGGAGUCGGGGCAAGGCAGCUCCGAACCUUGGGCCCCGAGGAAGCACCAAUUAUAUUCAACGCUCCUGGUCAGCCCUGAAGCACGACUUCACCAUGGCAGAGCAACACGCCACACGCGGCUUCAAGGACACGGUGAUCUUUGAACCUUUUGCCGGCGCCUUUGGCAUUACGCGAGUUGCGGCGGAGGAGUUUGGCUGGACUUGUUCUCAACCGAUGGACCUCCUUGACGGCUACGACCUUCUUUCCGGAGCAGGCCGACAGCUCGUGAAGCAGGUACUGGCAGAGCAUCGUCCGUACCUGGUUGUCUUGGCCUUCGACUGCCGCAUAUGGUCAUCGUUGACAAACUUGAGUCCAGAACAAGCCUGGGAUCAACUUCGUCGAGGAGUCGGGCGACGAGCUCUGCAGUUGGUUCGUUGGAUAUGCCAGGAGCAAGAUCGAGCCGGACGAUACUACCUAGUGGAGAAUCCAUGUGGUUCCGUUGCCUGGUUCUUUGAGGGCAUCCUCGGCAAGCUGCUGGAGAAUGCGCGCGGCAAGUUCCUUUAUGGCGACCAGUGUCGUUUCGGGAAGAAGGACUCUGAGAGCAAGAGGCCCGUUCGGAAGAGGACCGGCUGGCUUAGCAAUUCGGAGCCCAUCCUGAACCAAUGGGCAAGCAGUGUGUCUGCCCGCCUGGCGCAUGAGCAAGUUCUAGGAAGCAACACUGGUGGACUUCGAUCCAAGCAAGCCGCAGAGUAUCCCAGAGCGCUUUGCCGAGCUGUAUGCCAAGGAGCUCUUGAGACGAUGGUGCUUGACUAUGCGGCCGACAUGACCUACCACCAGGGCAUCUCCUUUGAAGGCGCCUACGAGGGCGGAGAGGAUGCCCAUGACUUCGACUCUGGUGACGAGGAUCAAGAGGAGCCAGCGGAAGACGAGUGGAGACUUGAAGACGGAGAUCGACUUCUACGACUUCAUCGUGAGGCGGACAAUGAUGGUGUUGCAGGACGGCGCCAGAAGAGAGCAUGUCGACAACUGGCACGAAGCAUCAUGGAACCCGCGUGGGAUUGCAAUGGACCACCUGUGGACCGACUGCAGACGGCCGUCCCGGCUUUGGAGGAGGAAAUCCAACAGCAGCGCCAGCAACAACCACCACCAGAUCAACAUGGGCACUUCGACGGGUCAGCGGCACCUUUUGAUUCUGCCGCCUACCCGGAUGACCACAUGAGUGACUACGAGCCCUCUCCUGUGGAUCGGCCAGCUGGACCCUAUCCACUACAACCUCCAGCUUCUUCACAUCCACUACCAGAAGGCACCGAGACGGAGCACCAUGGCAUGGAGGAUUUAGAUAGACCGUUGGAAGAAAUCCGACAGCAGCAGCAACAACCACGACCAGAUCAACGGGCACUUCGACGUAGACAGCGUACUAGACAGCUUCAGCGUGGUUUCUGGACCGAGGUUAGCCAUGAGGGCACCGUCGGGCUUCUAGAGUUGACACUGGACUAUGUGCAGCAGGAGGGGGCUAUCGGGUGGAACAAGAUCAACACCGACACCGACUUGGGGAAGGCAUGGGUCUCCCUAGAAGGUGGCAGUGCCGAUGUCUCCUUGAUCCUUUGCUCCACGGUAGCCCGCAGGUUAAAGAAGCCGCGACCACAUGCAGGUCCUCAUGACGUACCCCUUCGGCGUUCCUAUUUGCUGCUGGAUGACGGCACGGUGCUCACUACGGACUGGGAGUCUUUGGGCACGAUGUCACCCUCAUCUCAGGUUCGUCCUUUGGUGGCGCCGCAGAGGCGCCUUUACUUGGUGCUGUUGAGAUCGGAGAAGAGGAUGCCGGCGAAGAGCCCGAUCAGCUACAGCAACGUGAAGAGGCAAGGGAGAGGAAAUGGCAAGCGUUGCCGAGAGAGUUGA